ACUGAGGUAUUCAAUGGCUUCAAGGCGGCGGGCAAUGGUGUACCGUUCUUAAACUGUUCUUUUAAUUUCUCAUCAAAAAGGACACUUUAAACGACUACAGACACUGAACAAGAUAUACGAAUUACGAGGGUUGGCAAUGGACAGAAAAGAUGAUUCCAGGUCUCCAUGCUGCGCAGUAUGGCUCCGUUACGGAUCGGCCAUCAUGUCUCUCCAUUGGCGUUAGCAACUCUGAGCGAGAACCCAGAGGAUAAUUACAACUACAAUUCUCAUAUGAUGAAAGACUUGGACAACUCUUCAAUAGACUCAACUACACCAAUGGCGACCAGCAUUGACGAUCACACAUCUUCUGAAUAUUCCUAUUCAGGAUCAAACUUAGAUGAAAUGAAAGGAGCGCGUGACGUCACCCACACGUUGCACGCGGUAUCACGUCACGGUAGUUCACAUAGACGACGGGGUAGCGCCGUGGACGUUCUAAUGACCCCUGAACCUCCCGAACCAUUCGAAGUUCACCUAGCGAAAGGUGACUUUAAGCAUCGUCGGUUUUCCCUUGGACAAUGUUAUAAUCAAUUUAUUGAGCAUUCUCUUAACCCGAAAGUAGUAACAAAUAUACCCAAAAACACCAGUGACAGGUAUCUUGUGAUGGGAAUUUCCCCUCCACCGGGGGUUUCCGGAACAUUCAAGGAAACCAUUGCAGAUCUGACGUCAAAGGAACCCGAGCAUCUCGGUAGCAGUGUCAACCAAUCAGCAGUUACUUUACAGAAAUAUAUCGAAACAUUUGAUCAGCCACAAAAGGAUGACGACAGUUCCUCGUCGUCCGACAGAGGCGAGUACGGCUCACGCUUCCCGACCAUUACGUCACCCGUUCAGGUGCCCCGGAGGAAAAGUUCUCGAUUGUCGGCAGAAAGUCGUCUGCUUUCCCGCUCGCACUCACCGCCUUUAUCUCGAGACCAGAGACACAGCGCAGAUCACGCGGAACAAAUGUCAAGGGAGAGGUCUUUCUCUCACGGUGCGCGGAAUGAAUUGCGCAGGAAUUCUCUACUGCCCAGGAUCGAGACCGACGGACAAAAACCAUCGGGCAACGAAAAGAAGAAAAAUUUCAUCGCAGAAAAUAAAAAGAAAUUAGCCGAAGUUUCUGCUAAAAAUAGGAGAAGGUCUGUUGAAAUGAUUGAUGCCUCACAGUCACCGCUGGGCAGUUCAGAAAAGCUGCACAGCGCCAGCAGACGACUCCGCGGAGAGGACGGGAUGUUAAGCCCACGAGCGGGAACCUCUUCUCAAAAGCGUUUUAGCAGCGUUGGGCUGACGCGUGCCGAUGAAGCGAACCGCCCGCCAUCUAGAGACGGCCAGCGACCGAGAGCGAAAAGUUUCAGCCACUACAUUGAGAGAACGCGAAAACUCAAGAUCGCAGACGAAGAUCUAAGUUCAAGCAGCUCUUCCAGCGGGUCCUCCGGAGAGGAUCAAGAUGAGGAAUCGCGCCCGCGUUCCAGCAGUUUCUCUUCCGCAAAUCACAGCGUUCACUUCGGCGAGGCUGUGCAGGAGGAGGCGGCCGAGCACCACGAGCCUCUUCCCCUGGCGCUCUAUCCCAAACACUCCAUCCUGAAGGUGAAGGAACACCAUUAUAACGACGAAAUGGCGCCCGUUUGUUAUUUCGUCACUCACCANCCAUUGAGUGAGUAUAAGAAACAGAUAUCAUUUUAG
Molecule: messenger RNA, 1695 nt
Organism: Lingula anatina
Lineage: Eukaryota; Metazoa; Brachiopoda; Lingulata; Lingulida; Lingulidae
Source: RefSeq, a predicted model, not a curated record